AUGGCGCCUCAGAUCCUCAAGUCGCUCGAACCGGAUCCGCCACGCGUGCAGCGCGGCAACUUGUUCGACUUCCUCCACAGCAAUCCGAACAAGGUGGAUGAGAACAAGCCAGUCUUUUAUCGACUAGACGGCAAAAAAAUCACGCGCAAGCAGCUUUACGAUGAUUCGCGACGACUCGCAUACGCCUUGCGGAACAAGCUUGGCUUGAGGCCUGGAGCGAGGAUUGGCAUCAUCUCUCCCAACAGCACCGCAUACCCUUGGGUCGUCCAUGCUGGUCUAUGCGCAGGCGUGGUGCUGGUUCCCCUGAACCCAGCAUAUGGAGCCGAAGAACUCGUUCAUCCAGUUCAACAAGCUGAGAUCGAGUACAUUUUCUGCCACCAGAGCGUUCUCAACACGGUGCGAGACGGACUGGAGCUCGCAAAGGUGAGCCUCAAGUCCACAAAUGGUCAGAACCGUCUUUGGAUCUUGGAUGACGGCGAUAGCCUCAAGAAGGACGACAAGGGCGAGCAAGACGCACGAACGCUGCUCGGCGACGACCGUCUCGAGACACACAAGGUGGUCGACGACCGCACUGAGGAUGCCUUUAUUGUAUUCUCGAGCGGUACGAGUGGCAAACCCAAGGGCGUCCAGCUGGUACACGGUAACAUGACCGCAGUUACCACCGCUAUCGUCCACACAUUCGGAGAUGCUAUCAGCCCCAAUGACCGCUACAUUGGCGUGCUGCCCUUCUACCACAUCUUUGGAUUGGCCAAAUUUAUGUGUAAGGGCGUCUACAUCGGAGCCGAGUGUGUCGUAGUGCCCAAGUUUGACCUGGGCGUGUUUUGCGCCGCGGUGGAAAAGUUCAAGUGCAACAUCAGCUACGUGGUGCCGCCGAUUCUGGUUCUGCUGGCAAAGGAUCCGCGCGCAAAGAAGUACGACCUCAAGAGUCUCAAGUGGGUCAUGUCUGGUGCAGCACCGCUUGGAACCGAGCUGAGUAUGGAAGUGGAAGCUGCGCAUCCUGGGUUGCGCGUCACGCAAGGCUGGGGACUAAGCGAGACUUCGCCAACGGCGACGUUCGCCAAGCCGGAAGACUACCAUGCUCACAUGGGUACUUGUGGACGACUCAUUGCUGGUGUAGAGGGACGAUUGGUGGAUGACGAUGGCAACGAUGUCGGUUUCGAGCAGGGCGAGAAUGGCAAGCCCGGCGAAUUCUGGGUGCGUGGCCCUACCAUCAUGAAGGGCUACCUCAACAACAAGGAGGCAACCGACGACUGCAUCACUCCGGACGGCUGGUUCAAGACGGGCGACAUUGCCAUCAUGAAGAACAACUAUUUCUGGAUCGUUGACCGCAAGAAGGAGCUCAUCAAGUACAAGGGCUUCCAGGUGCCUCCUGCCGAGCUGGAAGCGACGCUCUUGUCGCACCCCAAGAUUGCCGACGUGGCUGUAAUUGGAGUGUAUAACAAGGCGCAGGCAACCGAAUUGCCACGAGCGUAUGUUGUGCUAAAGGAAGAGGUCGCUAAGAACGAAGAUCCAGAAGCGGUGGCGAAAGAGAUCAUCGAGUGGACUGCGAAAAAGGUAGCUAACCACAAACGCCUUCGCGGCGGUGUCAAGGUGCUGGAAGAGAUCCCCAAGAGUCCUUCGGGCAAGAUUCUCCGACGAUUGCUGCGAGACGAAGCUGCCAAGGAGUCGCAAUAA
This is a messenger RNA of Mycosarcoma maydis (corn smut), 1674 nucleotides long. RefSeq lists its product as uncharacterized. The record is from RefSeq and is a predicted model, not a curated record. The coding region runs from base 1 to 1674 and encodes 557 amino acids. The transcript has 2 exons. NCBI's taxonomy places the organism in Eukaryota, Fungi, Basidiomycota, Ustilaginomycetes, Ustilaginales. Gene Ontology annotation, molecular function: CoA-ligase activity. Gene Ontology annotation, biological process: secondary metabolic process.